AAACCACCCAAAAUCCUCGUAGAAAAAAUAUUUGGGUUUGCCCCCUAAUCACGUGCUUUGCUCUCCACUUAAAAUUUCUGGGCGCGUUCUGGCGCGACCCCGUCUUUACCACUUUACGCGUCCUCACCUUUCCUUCGACAAUCCUCAACACUUGCAUCAAGCAAACGGAAUCUGUUCGUCAUGGCCAUGGAAAGUUUCGACAACAUCUACCUCGAUCUCUCGAAGGAGUCGGGCAAGUGCAGAUUCGCUGAGACAGGUUUUGGGUGGAAGCCUUCUGGCGGUGGCGAUACCUUUACCCUCGAUCACUCGAACAUCGGCGGCGCACAAUGGAGUCGUGCAGCGAAGGGCUACGAGGUCAAGAUUAUGUUGAGGACUUCAGGCAUUGUCCAACUGGAUGGAUUCGUUCAAGAGGACUUCGAGCGCCUGGGCAAGGUCUUUAAGAACUGGUAUAGCACGAAUCUCGAACACAAGGAACAUGCACUUCGCGGAUGGAACUGGGGCAAAGGCGAGUUCGGAAAGGCUGAGUUAGCUUUCAAUGUACAAAACCGCCCAGCCUUCGAAAUCCCAUACUCAGAGAUCUCGAACACAAAUUUGGCGGGUAAGAACGAAGUUGCCGUCGAAUUUGCGCUGCCGGCGAAUGGUGAUGAUACUGGAACGAAUGGAGCUCUGGGUGGCGCGCGUGGAAAGGGCAAGAAGGCAGGUGCUGGGAAGGACCAACUUGUUGAGAUGAGAUUCUAUAUCCCUGGUGUGACGACGAAGAAAGAGGCCUUGGAUGGAGAGGAUGCGCCUAGCGACGCUGAGGAGGCCGAGGAGGAGCAGAAUGCGGCGAAUCUAUUCUAUGAUACGCUAAUGGAGAAGGCGGAUAUUGGAGAGGUCGCUGGUGAUACAUUUGCCACCUUCCUGGAUGUGCUGCAUCUUACUCCUAGAGGUCGUUUCGAUAUCGAUAUGUACGAAACCUCCUUCCGGUUGCGAGGCAAGACAUACGACUACAAGAUUCAGUAUGACACUCUCAAGAAGUUCAUGAUUUUACCAAAGCCCGACGAAUUACAUUUCAUGAUCUGUAUUGGUCUCGAUCCUCCACUUCGGCAAGGCCAGACCCGAUACCCUUUCUUGGUUAUGCAAUUCAAGAAAGAUGAGGAGGUUACGAUUGAUUUAAACAUGACGGAUGAAUUACUGAAGGAGAAAUACGAUGGCAAGCUUCUCCCACAUUACGAACAGCCCUUACACGAGGUCGUCACGCAAGUCUUCCGAGGUUUGACAGGAAAGAAAGUUAAUCAGCCCGCCAAGGAUUUCUUGAGUCACCACCAACAAUUCGGCAUCAAGUGCUCCAUCAAAGCCAGUGAAGGCUUUCUUUACUGCCUCGAGAAAGCUUUCAUGUUCGUCCCCAAGCCCGCGACCUACAUCGCCUACGAACAAAUCAAAAACAUCGUUCUCUCCCGUGUUGGGGGUGCCGUCUCCGCCUCGCGUACCUUCGACAUAACCAUCGAAAUGAAAACAGGCGCCGAAUCUCAGUUUUCAAACAUUAACCGAGAAGAACAAAAGCCCCUGGAGGAAUUCUUCAAAGUCAAGGGUCUCAGAGUCAAGAACGAGAUGGAUGAAGAUACUUCUGCUUUACUUGCAGCUGCACUUAGGGACAACCCCGAUAUGGCAUCCAGUGAUGAGGAGGUUGUGGCUGCGAAGGCGGAUAGAGGCAGUGCCGACGAGGACUCUGAGAGCGCGGAUGAGGAUUUCCAGGAGGAUAGCGAGAGUGAUGUUGCGGAGGAAUUCGACUCUGCGCAUGAGAGUAGUGGAAGCGAUGACGAAGAGGGAGGUGGAAGUGAUGCGGAGGAGGAGAAGAGACCGAAGAAGAAGGCGAAGAGUGGUUGAUUUGACGACCCAGGGACGGAAAAGUUGCAUAUUCGGCGUUUGGUGGAGAAUUGGAGAAGCGAUAUUUGCAUGCCUCUACAUAUGAUAAUAUUAGGUUUCUGAGCCAGGAGCGGUUUUGAGGCCAGAGUGAAUAGUGACACUGCUCACAUUUACGGGGAAGUCUUCCCCACAGUAGUUGCCCUACUUUCAUUUGAGAUCCCAAUCCGUAUCACAUGACCUGUCUGCU
Hyaloscypha bicolor E is the source of this 2092-nucleotide messenger RNA. RefSeq names its product SSrecog-domain-containing protein. Gene Ontology annotation, cellular component: nucleus; FACT complex. NCBI's taxonomy places the organism in Eukaryota, Fungi, Ascomycota, Leotiomycetes, Helotiales, Hyaloscyphaceae. Gene Ontology annotation, molecular function: nucleosome binding; histone binding; DNA binding. The transcript has 5 exons. Bases 181 to 1866 code for a protein of 561 amino acids. The record is from RefSeq and is a predicted model, not a curated record.